Dioscorea cayenensis subsp. rotundata (Guinea yam) is the source of this 1852-nucleotide messenger RNA. Its product is annotated as serine/threonine protein phosphatase 2A 57 kDa regulatory subunit B' alpha isoform-like. Lineage: Eukaryota; Viridiplantae; Streptophyta; Magnoliopsida; Dioscoreales; Dioscoreaceae. The record is from RefSeq and is a predicted model, not a curated record. Gene Ontology annotation, cellular component: protein phosphatase type 2A complex. Gene Ontology annotation, molecular function: protein phosphatase regulator activity. Gene Ontology annotation, biological process: signal transduction. The transcript has 2 exons. Bases 30 to 1421 code for a protein of 463 amino acids.
UUGAGGUUGAGAGAGGGGAAGGAGAAGAGAUGGGUGCUCUGAGGAAUGCACCAAGGUGCUCAUCCAUGAAGAAAGAACCGGCCACCUUGAAGCAGUUGUUUGACAUGGAUGCUAAGCUGCAUGCCAUCUCUAGCUCCACCCUCUUACUUCCCUCUUCUGAGACUGAAACUGAUCAGCUUAUCUCAAUGAUCUCAUAUUGUACUUAUGUUUUCACCUUCACAGAUCCUUUGGAAUCCCCUUUGCAACAUGAGCUGAAGCGCCACAAGCUCCUCCACAUCCUCUCCGCUGUCCGGUCUCCAAAAGAGGGCCUCCUCAAUAAUGACCGCUUCCUCUCCUCCCUUGUUGCCAUGCUCGCAGUUAACCUCUUCCGCUCAAUCCCCCCUCCCGUCAACCCUUGCUUCCCUCCUGACACCCUUGAUGAAGAAAGCCCUGCCAUUGCCUUCACUCCUUCAUGGCCUCAUCUUCAUAUUGUUUAUGACAUACUUGCUACCCUAGUCUCUUCUGCUGACGCGGAGGUCCUUCAAUCACAAAUCAAUCAAUGCUUCCUCUCCAGCCUCAUCUCUCUUUUCCAUUCUGAAGAUCUCCGGGAGCGUGACCGACUCAAGAAUGUGUACCACCAGAUGUACUCAAAGCUCACCUCAAACAGAGCCUUCAUGAGGAAGUCCAUGAAGAAUGUGUUCCUUCAAUUUGUUUGUGAUGCAGAGCGGCAUUGCGGGAUUGGGGAGCUGCUGGAGAUAUGGGGGAGUAUCAUCAAUGGGUUCACUGUGCCAUUGAAAGAGGAGCACAAGCAGUUCCUUGUGAAUGUUUUGUUGCCUCUGCACAAGCAUAAGGCGAUGACUGCAUACCAUCAGCAGUUGUCUUACUGCAUAUCACAGUUCCUUCAGAAGGGGGCAGAGCUCACCGGAGUUGUGGUGAGGAGGAUAUUGAGGUACUGGCCUGUCACCAACUGCCACAAGGAGUUGGUGCUGAUUUCAGAGAUUGAAGAAUUGGUGCUGAGUGUUGAGCUGGAGCAGCUGGAUGAGGUUGCUGUGUCACUUUGCUCCCAGAUUGCCAAGUGUUUAAACAGCACAAACUCUCAAGUGGCAGAGAAAGCACUCUACUUGUGGAACAAUGAGCAGUUUGUGAAGAUGGCAAUGCAGUCUAAAGAAGGUGUUUUUCCGGCAGUUGUGGAAAGUCUGGAGAAUAACAUUAACUACCAUUGGAACAAAUCGGUCCAGGACCUGACGAUAAGUGUGAAAAAGAUGAUCGAGGAGUUGGAACCGAGACUAUACACAAAGUGCCUCUUGGACCUCAAGCACCAGAAAUCAAUCUCUACACAGGAAGAGAAGAAGAGGAAAGAGAGAUGGGAGAGAUUGGAACUAGCUGCAACAAACAACCAUUUGUUUUUGCAGCCAAAUUGUGCAUCAUCUGCAUCUCAUUGAUGGACAAUGAGAGUUACUAACCAUAGAAAUCAUCAUCCAGCAUUUAUUAAAAUAACUCCGUAUGUUGAUAAUCUGUUGAGAGUGAAAGAUUGGUGCAGGAAAAGGUUGGGAUUGAGACUCCUUCCACAUUCGGAGUCUUCUGUAAAGUUUAUGCUUUGUUGCAAUGACCUUGAAGUUAUCGUUCACUAUGUGCAUGAGAGAAUAAAUUGGGUAGGAAUCAGGCCAAUGAGAUCUCUUCUUUUAUAUUCUUGAUGAGAUUGAUGUGAGGAAAGGAUUACUUUCGUUUGUUGUAUUAUUGUUUGUUUGUUUAUUUAUUUGUUGAUGAGUUUGACAUUGAGAGUUAAAUCGGAUGAUUAAAAUUAGAGGUUUCAAUGUUUAAGUUUGACAAGUCAUUAGGUAAAAACUUUUGAUUAAAAGAAGGGAUAAGAUUA